Molecule: messenger RNA, 1224 nt
Organism: Diplodia corticola
Lineage: Eukaryota; Fungi; Ascomycota; Dothideomycetes; Botryosphaeriales; Botryosphaeriaceae
Product: cysteine desulfurase
Exons: 4
Coding region: 1-1224 (407 amino acids)
Source: RefSeq, a predicted model, not a curated record
AUGCCGUCCACCUUCGACAUUGCCAAUGCGCGCUCCAAGUUCCCGGCUCUGAGCCAGAAGCAGGUCUUCUUCGACAAUGCCGGCGGCAGUCAGGCCCUGGCCGAUGUCAUCAAAUCCGUCUCCGACUAUCUUUCUACCAACAACGUCCAGCUCGGUGCUUCCUACCCCGUCGGCACUGCAUCCACCAAGCAUUUUAGCGACGGCCUCGUGGCGGGAGCUCAAUAUAUCAACGCCGAGAAUGACGAAGUUGUGAUUGGCGCCUCCACUACUCAGCUUUUCCGCAACCUCUCCAUCGCCCUCAACUUCUCCCCGGGCGACGAGCUGGUCGUCUCAAACUUGGACCAUGAAGCAAACAUUGCUUCCUGGGUCGCCAUCGCCGCACAAAAGAACCUCACCCUCAAAUGGUGGACCGUCCCGCACACCAACAACCCAAAGCUCACCCCGGAGUCGCUCAAGCCACUGCUUUCCCCCAAGACGAAGUUAGUGACCUGCACCCACGCGUCCAACAUCCUCGGCACCAUCCACGACAUCCGCUCCCUCGCCGACACCGUCCACACCAUUCCAGGCGCCCUCUUCUGCGUCGAUGGCGUAGCCUACGCUCCCCACCGCCGCAUCGACGUCAAAGCCCUCGGCGUCGACUUCUACAGUUUCUCCUGGUACAAGGUCUACGGCCCCCACAUCAGCAUGCUCUUCGGGUCCCGCAGCGCCCAGUCCUCCCUCACCCCCCUCUCGCACUACUUCAACCCGACCACCACCCUCACCGACAAGCUCGGCCUCGCCGCCUCCAACUACGAGCUAACCCAAACCCUGCCCCUGAUCCUCGACUACCUCGGCGGCCCGGACCCCACCGCCGCCGCCGCCGCCUCAUCCGCCAUCGCCGCGCACGAGCGGGCCCUCCAGGCCAUCCUGCUCGACUACCUCGCCUCCAAGGGCGACUCCAUCACCAUCUACGGCGAGCGCGACCCGGACCCGUCCAAGCGCGUGCCCACCGUCAGCUUCGGCGUCAGGGGGAAAAGCGCGCGCGAGGUCGUCGAGGCCGUCGAGGCCGUGUCCGACUACGGCUUCCGCUGGGGCCACUUCUACAGCAAGCGCCUCUGCGACGACGUGCUCAAGCUGGGGCCCGAGGGCGUGGUGAGGGUGAGCAUGGUGCAUUACAACACCGAGGACGAGAUCAAGGGGUUCGUCGAGACGUUUGAUAAGGUCAUUUUCGGAUCGAAGGCAUGA